AUUGUGGCAUUUCAGCAUGUGUUCUAGACCUUUGAAGGAGACAGCAGUGUGAAGUUUGUCUUUCUCUACCUCACAAAGAGUCACCCUACCUCUGGUACAUUUUCUUUUUUUUUUUUCAUCAAAGUCAUUUGAUGGUACAGAUUCUUCAUUUUAAUCUGUGGAAAUAAUGAAGAUCCACAAUCAAGACCAUCAGCUGCACAGGAACGGCUUCCUCCAUCACGCAGAACAUGAAAGCUGUGCGGAUGAAGCUGAUGGUAAAGUCAUGUUACAGAUCAACAGUAAAUGGAACAACAUCCACCUGUUCCUGGUGUGUGUUUCAUUGGGAGUGUCUCUUGUCAUGCUGCUCGAUGGCUGUCGCUCCUCUGAUUCGUGGGUUCUGCUUGGUUCUUCUGGAUUGCCCAUCUGGGACUGGACAGCUGUUUCUGUGGUGCUGUUAUUCACUGGCCUACAGGGGGCGCUCUAUUAUCUACCUGUUGGACAGAUGACUGAGGGCAAGAUGGGUUUUAAUGGAAAGCGUUUAAAAUACAAACUCAACGGUCUGUAUGCAUUUCUGGUGAGUGUGGUUCUGUUAUUUUGUCUGUGGUUCUGCGGGGUUCUGCGGGCCAGCAGUGUGACUGACAGACUGUUUGCACUGGUCACUGCUGGCGUGAGUGUCGCUCUGAUGUUUAGUCUGGCGCUGUACCUGUGCCCAAUCAUGACACACUCCUCCGCACACGUGUACUACCACAACACAGCAAAGCCCCUGUUGAAUUUUGCACUUGGUCAGAAUUUGGACCCUCGUCUGGGCAAAAUUGAUGUAAAACAAUUUGUCAUGGUCAGGAUUGGGUUCAUCGGCUGGGCCCUGAUGGAUCUGAAUUAUCUCUUGAGUGCCGUAGAGAUGAACUCGCUCUCUGUGUCUCUGCUGCUAGUCAUCGUCUUUCAGCUCAUUUACAUACUCGACUUCCUCAUCGAUGAGGCAUCUGUGUUAACGACCAAAGAGUUCACGGAGGAGCCGAUUGGGUUCAUUAUGAUUCUGGGCGAAUUUAUCUGGAUCCCGUUCUUCUCUAGUCUUCCUGUUUACUUCCUUCUCCAGAGACCCAAUCACAUCCAUUUCCUGUCUGCUGUGCCCAUCUGUCUGCUGUUUGGUACUGGCUUUUUGAUUUAUUACCUGUCCAAUGAACAGAAGGAUGGUUUCCGCAGAAAUCCAAAUGACCCAGCCUACGCUUGUCUGCAGACGAUCCAAAGCCCAUCAGGACAGAGUCUCCUGGUCUCAGGAUGGUUCGGUUGGGUCCGACACCCGAAUUACUUCGGAGACAUUCUGAUGGUGUUUGCCUGGUGUUUCCCCUGUGGGUUCACCAGCAUUCUGCCGUACCUGCCUGCACUGCAGUGUUUCAAUUUAUUAAGGAAACGAGCCAGUGAGAUCGAAGAUACAUGUCUGAAGAAGCAUGGAGUUGCUUGGCAAGAAUACUGUCGGCGAGUGCCAUACAAACUGCUGCCUUAUGUGUAUUGAAGACCUGAUCUGAUAUCUGUAAUGUGUCUUUAUUCAUACUUUUAUAACAGCAUUGUUCUUGUAUUAAGAGUUAUAAUUCUCAGGUCUGUAACUUCUGUAUCAAACACAAUAAAACUGGUGUGUUGCAACAUGUCAA
Messenger RNA from Myxocyprinus asiaticus (Chinese sucker), 1625 nucleotides. Its product is annotated as delta(14)-sterol reductase TM7SF2. The transcript is spliced from 12 exons. Gene Ontology annotation, molecular function: oxidoreductase activity, acting on the CH-CH group of donors, NAD or NADP as acceptor. The record is from RefSeq and is a predicted model, not a curated record. Gene Ontology annotation, cellular component: endoplasmic reticulum membrane; nuclear inner membrane. NCBI's taxonomy places the organism in Eukaryota, Metazoa, Chordata, Actinopteri, Cypriniformes, Catostomidae. The coding region runs from base 167 to 1489 and encodes 440 amino acids. Gene Ontology annotation, biological process: sterol biosynthetic process.